UAUAAAUGUGAUCAGGUGGCUUUGUCAGAUGAGACCUGGACUCCUGGACAGAGGAGAGAACUGGACCGAAAUGGAGUCCACCCUCCUCAAAGGUGGAGGAGACACUGCAGGUGUCCAGCCUGCAGCGGUGCCCUCUGGCGGUUCGCAGCCCCCGGCUGAAGUAGAAGGGCCUGCGGAGCUGGCCAAGACGCAGGGAGACAAGACUCAGAUCGGGAAACCUGCAGGAACAGGAGAUGAGGAGAUGUAUUCACUUGACAGCUCUCCAGACAGCGAGGAUGAGGGUAUCGGCAAGAAAGAAAAGAAGAAAAAGAAAGUGAAAAAGAAGAAGAAGAAAAGCUCCAGCUCCUCCUCAUCAUCAUCUUCUUCAUCUUCCUCCAGUAGCUCCUCAGACAGUGAUAGUGAGGAUGAAAAGAAGAAGAAGAAGAAGAAAAAGGAGAAGGAAAAGAAGAAGAAAAAAGACAAGGAGAAAGAGUAUAUCCACGACAGUGUCGUCAUAUCUCAGGCUGGUUCCAAUGGCCAAAUAAAACAUGCAGACGAUCUUGGUCAGGAUUUUAGCUCAUCAGAUGACGAGGAUGACAAGAAGAAGGAAAAGAAGAAGAAGAAGGAAAAGAAGAAGAAAGAAUCUUCUUCCUCAUCAUCUGACAGUGAGGACGAAAAGAAGAAGAAAAAGAAGAAGCAAUCCAGCUCUUCUUCAGAUAGCUCUUCUUCAUCUUCUGACAGUGAAGAUGACAAGAAGAAGAAGAAGAAGAAGAAAAAGAAGAAGGACUCCAGCUCCUCUUCUUCUGAUAGCGAGGAUGACAAGAAGAAGAAGAAGAAGAAGAAAAAAGACAAGAAGAAGAAGAAGAAAAAGAAGAAGGACUCCAGCUCCUCGUCUUCUGAUAGCUCUUCUUCUUCAUCCUCUUCUGACAGCGAGGAUGACAAGAUGAAAAAGAAGAAGAAGAAAAAGGACAAGGACAAGAAAAAGAAAAAGAAGAAGGACUGCAGCUCAAAUAGCUCCUCCUCUUCUUCUUCUUCUUCUGAUAGUGAGGAUGAGAAGAAGAAAAAGAAGAAGAAGAAAAAGGACAAGAAGAAGAAGAAAAAGAAGGACAAGAAAAAGGAUUCCAGCUCUUCAUCCUCAUCUUCUGACACAUCAGUCCUGUUGCUCUGUGGUAACCCGCCCACAGUGAACACAUUUACCCUCUCAGAUGAAGAGCAGAGUGAUAUUGUUCUGUCAGCAGCAGGUGGUGUGAUUCCAGGACCAGAUGAAAAGGUUCCUGGCAAGAAGAAGAAGAAGAAGGAUUCUAGCUCUUCUGAUGAUAGCUCCUCUUCUUCCUCCGAUAGUGAUGAUGACAAGAAAAAGAAGAAGAAGAAGAAGAAGAAGAAGGACAAGAAGAAGAAGAAGAAAAAGAAGGAUUCUUCUUCUUCAUCAAGCUCCUCGAGUGAUUCUUCUAGUGAUGAUGAUAAGAAGAAAAAGAAGAAGAAGGAUAAGAAGAAAAAGAAGAAGAAAGACAAGAAAAAGGAUUCCAGUUCCUCUUCGGGUUCUUCUUCCAGCAGUGAUGAUGACAAGAAGAAGAAAAAGAAGAAGAAAGACAAGAAGAAGAAAGACAAGAAGAAGAAAGACAAAAAGAAGGACUCAAGCUCCAGUUCAGGUUCCUCUGGUAGUGACAGCGACAAGGAAAAUAAAAAGGAGGAGAGUGAGAAAAGGGAGGAACAGGACCACCCUGAUGGUGAGCAAAGCAGCCACCCUAAAACCAGCGUUUCAGCCUCAGGUGGUGGUGGACCUUCUGCCAGCUCCAAGCCAUGUGAUACUCCCAAUGUGUCUCUUACAUCUCCUGCCUUGAAGCUGCAUCCUGUCAGUUCUUCAGCUGCCACCAAGCCAUCCCUUGUAAUCAAACGUCCCAGCUACAUGGAGAGCCUGAUGGGCACCCCGAAGAAGACUGGAGACAGCACGACACACUCCACUAGUUACCUCACCUCAAAGGAUCUGCUGUCAGGGCCCAGACCUUACCAAUGUUAAGAUGUCAUAGAUCUUAGUCAUCAGCCAAAAUCUGGCCUGCAUCACACUGGAAGCACUUAAAUGUAAUCAUGAAUGCUUUAAUGAUGUUACCUUGGGUCAUGGUUUCAUUGGAGGAUCAGUAAAUCUUACAAAAUAAACACACUGCUUGAUUAGAGAGAAAAGAUAUGUGUUUUUAAAAUUGACAAGUUUACAAUUGACAGUUGUAAACUUGUCAAUUGGUGGAGGAAAUGUCAAUUUAUGAUCACAACAUGUUGAAGGUUUGAGAAAUAAAAGAGCAUGAAUUCA
Neolamprologus brichardi is the source of this 2281-nucleotide messenger RNA. The record is from RefSeq and is a predicted model, not a curated record. NCBI's taxonomy places the organism in Eukaryota, Metazoa, Chordata, Actinopteri, Cichliformes, Cichlidae.